This is a messenger RNA of Colletotrichum spaethianum, 1806 nucleotides long. RefSeq lists its product as uncharacterized. The record is from RefSeq and is a predicted model, not a curated record. Gene Ontology annotation, biological process: negative regulation of phosphatase activity; negative regulation of transcription by RNA polymerase II. Lineage: Eukaryota; Fungi; Ascomycota; Sordariomycetes; Glomerellales; Glomerellaceae. The transcript has a single exon. Gene Ontology annotation, molecular function: phosphatase inhibitor activity; chromatin binding; transcription corepressor activity. The coding region runs from base 1 to 1806 and encodes 601 amino acids.
AUGGCAGCAGUCAGAGACAGCUUUCUUGACCUCGAAAGGCAUCGUUUGCAAUUAGAGGACAGCAUUGCCAAGCUGCAAAAGGCUUUGCAGCACUGGCAAAAAUGGGAUGCAGAGUAUGAAUCCUUGAAAGAGGAGAUUGAGUCUGUCCCUCAGCCUGCCAGUCGAGAGGACCUUGCGCGCAUUCGCAGAGACUUUGAGGGCGAGGUCGUCGACAAGAAGGAGAUCAACGACCUAUUCGGCCGCAUCGACCUCAAGCCAGCCGAGCAGAUUGUCAACCUGCUGUCGCGUCGUAUCGACUAUGUGUCCAAGAACAUUGAGACACUAGAAAAGCAGCUUGAGUCCGCCGAACAGAAACACGCGGCUGCCAGCGUUGUCAGCAACCCAGACGUCCGGGAUGAGGAUGGCCUGCCUAUAACGGAGAUUAUCGAGGAGCUUGACGAGGAGGGCAACGUCGUCUCCAGUCGUUUGCAGCGACCUGGCGACUCGAGCGCCCAGCUCAAAGAGAUCUUGGAAAAAGCAGGCGUCAAGGACAUCCCCGCCGGGAAGUCUCGGGAAACCGAAAAGACCGACGCUAUUGUCGAGGAUGUUACAGAUGCGCCCACCGCUGAGGCGCCUGUGGCGCCUGCCGAGCAGGCUACGGCUACAAAAGAGGCAGAGGUCGAGGCCAAGGCGGACAAUACCGUUGCUGUCAAGAAGUCUGUGUCUUUCGCCGAGGACACCAAACCACCGACGGAGCCGCAGGUGUCAAGGACUGCCCAGCGCGUCGAAGAGAUCAUGCAAACCGCCAAGAGCCAGGAAGAGCUCAGCCGCCAACCGCCUGUCAUACCCGAGGGCGAGUCCGAGGAAGACGCUUUUCUCCGUCGGGAGAUGCUCAAGUACGGCAUGGAAGAAGUCGGAGCAGUGGUGGCUGAGCUCAACCUUGAAGAAGGUUCCGGCGAUGAUGAUGACGACUGGGAGUAUGAGUACUCUGACCUGGACGAGGACGACGAAGAGGACAAAUAUGGACGGUCCAAGACCAGCGUACUCGACGAGGGAUACCAUCAGCGGAUGUUGGAGCUCGAGAAGCGGCUGGGAGUCAAGUCUCGCUUCACUGAAAAGGUCGAAGCAGAGGCGGAUGAGUCAGACGACGACCAGCAAGGCAUCGGUCGCAUUGUUGUGAGCCACGGCGACAAGGGCAAGGCGGUGGAGUCUGCCAAGCCAUCGCCUGCUCCCACUUCAUCGAUUCUACGCACAUCUUCGCCAACCGAGGCGGAUGACAGCAAGAAGAGCGUUCGCUUUUCUCAGAGCCUGGACAUUGCCCCCGAUACAGAGGUUCCAGCAACGAUUCCAGCACCGGUUGCGCCGCAGCCUGCACCUGAGCCCUUCGUGGAACCUCUGAGCGACAUUGUCGAGCGAACUGGUCCCGCGAAGCAGACAGGAGUCAAUUCCAGCCGGAAGGCGUCUCGUUUCAAGAAGCAGAAGGCCGCACCAACUGUCGUCGAUGACGAGUUCGUCCCGAUGGGUCCGCGCGACGUCCCCUCGCGAUUCCUUGACCAGGACAGGCCGACAGCCCCGACUGGUCCUGAGGGAAAGACGCUGGCGGAUGCGGUCGUUGAGAAGGCGACCAAGCCUCAUGACGAAGAUGCCUACGAUGACGAGUUCAUCGACCAAGAUCUUGCUGACGAAUACCACCGUCAACGACGGAACUUCAUUCAGAAGCAAGGCGGCUUUCUGCAAGAAGACACGUCGGUGGUCCGGCCCUUGGACGAAGCUGAUGGCGGUCAGCGAAUCAGCAAGUUCAAGGCUGCUCGACUUUCCAAGCAGUAA